AUGAGCGCAGGAGUAGUAAAGAUGCCCAUGGGGGAGGAGGACUCGAAGAAGUUUGGCAUUUUUUUGAAUUUAUUUAAGGCGAGAGUCAACCUGCUCCAAAUAAAAAGCAGGACUGAAACCAUGGCGCAAAAGAAGAACAUCUGCUUUUUCCUCCUAAAUGGACAAACGGAAGCUGCCCACGAGAGCAUCUGCUGGAUGCUUCGAAACGAAAACAUAUGUCACAUAUGUAACAAGCUGAUUGCACUAUGUAACGAAUCAACUUCCCUGACAGGGCUAAACCCUCAGGAGCGUGAAAAUAAAAAGAGGCUAAAAAAAUGCAUAAGGAACAUCCUCUACUGUGCAAACAAAUUAAACAUUAGCAACACAUCAAAUGUACGCACUCAUUUUAUAAACCACUUUGGAAAGGACUUUAUCGAAAAUGUUGAGGAAGACUAUCUCCUCCUGGACAGAAAUAUGUGUGCUGUUAUUAACAAGUACACGUUUUCUCAUAAGGAAAUAGCACAGGUGCAGAAAAACCUUUGUCACGAAAUGGAGUUGCCAACAAGUAACCAGAUAGCUCCAUGUCACUGCAAAUGUUGCGGCUUCUCACCAAAUGAUGACACUCUGCAUGUUGUGCAAAAAAAAGACAUCCUUCGGAUUGUCAACACGUACUCUACACAUGCAGAGAGUGUUCACGAUCAUGAGAAAAAAAAAAUAUUCCAAGAUAUAGAGGCUCAGUUAAUAAAGAAAUUGAAUAGGACGCUCUUGGGGGACUGA
Molecule: messenger RNA, 756 nt
Organism: Plasmodium cynomolgi strain B
Lineage: Eukaryota; Apicomplexa; Aconoidasida; Haemosporida; Plasmodiidae
Exons: 3
Coding region: 1-756 (251 amino acids)
Biological process (GO): protein transport
Source: RefSeq, a predicted model, not a curated record